Messenger RNA from Aspergillus calidoustus, 252 nucleotides. The record is from the annotation of a GenBank genome assembly. NCBI's taxonomy places the organism in Eukaryota, Fungi, Ascomycota, Eurotiomycetes, Eurotiales, Aspergillaceae.
AUGCAUAUGACGAGCGGAAACAACUGGAACAUACUACGUACUUCCUUCUGGGCUCUAUGCCUGCAGGUGAUCUUGAUCAAUCUCCGGUCUCUUCCCCUGAACAUCAUCUCGUUGAUUUACCUAAUGAUACAAAUUGACACUACUCUCUACCUACUGCGCCCAGACAGCAUACGGCGCUACGCUGCGGGCUUUAGAGACUGGACAGGCAAUGAGGGCAUGUGGGUAGUGCAUGAGUGUGGAGAUGAAGAAUGA